UAAGAAAAUCUGAUCACGUGACUUCACAUUUGGAUUCGAAAUCUGACAGUAAAGGGUUAUCUUCAGCCAAUUAUCGCAGCCGCAGGCGAAAUCAGACAUUAUAAACCUUGGAAUUGAAGACUAUCAAACCGGAAAAUGACUUCCCAGUUUGUUGGGCGGCAUGUCACCGUUGAUCUUGGGCCAAACCGGGGAUUCAUUCAAGGCAGGAUCAAAUCAGUAAACGCGACCGACCAAGCCAUCACAAUUACCAACCCCCACCAAUCAGGAAUACGAUGUAAUUUUGAGGAAAUAACUUUAAGUGCACAGGAAAUAGUCGAUCUCAAGUUGAUUGAUGAAUUAAUGGCAAACGGAGACACAAAGAAGGUCGUAGAAACAAAGAAAAAUGAGAAAAGUUCCUCAGUUGCUCCAAAAACUCUUGUUGUGUCAACACACAAUAAAACUACAACGCCAGCUUUUAAUACGAACCCACAAACAAACUCUCCGCCAAGACCAAGCCACAGUUUUAGAGAACAAAGACAUCCGUAUGUGAAAGAUGGAAGACCAGUAUUGUCAGGGCAACCACUCCGACAAAAGUCCGGCCGAAACCGAAACGCACCGGAUUGUUUUAACAUUGACCAAUCAGAACUUGACGAGGAUUUUGAUUUUGAGAAAAAUUUGGCACUUUUUGAUAAACAAGCCGUUUUUGAUGAAGUUUAUUCUGGGAGCGAUGGAGAAGUCAGAACUCCAUUAAAAAAUCGCCGCAACAAGCCAGAAGUAAAAUACAGACACGAUGAGAAUGUAUUGGGGAAUGGACCUGUGGUAUAUCGACAAAUUGUCACCCAGGAAACUUCUAAUCACCAUAUUGCUGAAUAUUAUACUGAUGCUGGACUUGUGGUCCCGUGUGUAUCUUCCACCACCCACAAAAACAUCUGCAGAGUGGCAGAGGAGAUGGGCAUCAGCAAAACUCGGCAGAUAGAGACUUUUGGAAUCAACACAAGUCAAAUGGCGUUCAGUAUGCUUGGGGGAGCAAACAGACUUCAUCCGAGGAAUGCUCACCAGCGUCCCCAUGUGGUAGUUUUAACGGGGCCUCACCAGGUUGGAGCGCAAGGUAUUGCGACCGCACGUCAUUUGUCAAAUCAGAACUUACAUGUUGAUGUUUUUAUGGCUGAUGUUGUGAAAAUGCACGAUUUUCUUCAAGAUGAACUCAAGUUGCUCAGCUUGACCACAGCUAGAUUAAGUACCGAUAUAAAAGAUUUACCGACCACCCCUGUUGACUUGGUGAUUGUUGCCAUGGACGAUGAAGAUACCGUGUUUCUACGACAACAAGCGUGGUACAAGAUGGCCACCAAGUGGUGUAGUUCCAACAUGGCUCCAAUACUUUAUUUAUGUCCCCCAAAUCACCAGGAAGUGAAGCCCGCUAUUGACAUCAAGUGGUCGUUAUGCAGUAUCCUCCCGAGAUCGCUCCCAACAUCCUACGGGAUGAUUUAUCUUCUUGAUCUUAGUUUUCCUCCAAAAGUUUUCAAAAAGAUUGGGAUUAAAUAUCAAUCUCCAUUUUGCUCUAAACCAUUUAUUGCACUACAUAGAAGUCACUAGAAAAACUCGAAAAAACAAAAAUCUUAAAUAUAAACUUAACCCAUUGUAGAUAUUUUUCUACUUAUUCAACACAAAAUUCUGCUGUACAAAUUUUCUGUUGCAAAAAAAAUUAAAACAGUUUUAUAAUUGCACUGUAAAUUUAAGUAUAAAAAACAACAAAUGCUGAAAAUAACCGGAACAAUGUUUUCCUAACCGUCUACAAAAUGCUGCCCGAUUUUGGUCAUUUCCUACCUACUGCCUGGUCAUAUUGCUGUUCUAAAUAAUAAUGCUAGUAUUUCGUGUAAAAAAGUCACUAAUGCUAACUAUUGGACAUUCAAUUCCAUAAAAAAAAACGUAUUUAUACUCUUUUAGGGUUUUGUUUUUUUACUAUAUUAUCUAGUAAUUUACAUAAUCAAUAUUUCAGCUCCAUAUUUGGAUUCUGCAAAUAUGAUUUUAUUUUUUACUCUUUUAACUUAAAUCUCUUCAUGUCUUGUAAUAAAAAUGCUUGAGUAAAAAUUGAUUGUCAGAUGGGUUGUAUUUCUUCGGUCUGUGUUGUUUUGCUUAUUUAAAGAGUCAAGUAAUAAAUUAAAAAAGGGUAUGGU
This is a messenger RNA of Ciona intestinalis (vase tunicate), 2153 nucleotides long. Its product is annotated as enhancer of mRNA-decapping protein 3-like. Gene Ontology annotation, biological process: deadenylation-independent decapping of nuclear-transcribed mRNA; P-body assembly. Gene Ontology annotation, molecular function: mRNA binding. Lineage: Eukaryota; Metazoa; Chordata; Ascidiacea; Phlebobranchia; Cionidae. The record is from RefSeq and is a predicted model, not a curated record. Gene Ontology annotation, cellular component: P-body.